AAAACGGCCGGCGGGACCGACUGCUCGUCGUCGUCGUCGUCGUCGUCGUCCCCGCCGCCGCCAUGAACCCCGACCUGCGCAAGGAGCGGGCCGCGGCCAGCUUCGACCCCGAUCUCCUCACCUACCUCCUCGACGGGGCCCCCGACAGGACCCGCCGCCGCAGGGAGAUCGAAAAACUGAUUUUGAAUGACCCCGACUUCCAGCACGAGGAUAUGAAUUUCCUCGACCGCACCAACCGCUAUGAACUGGCCGUCAAGAAGAGCGCCGACAUGGUGAAGAAGAUGAGGGAUUUUGGCAUCGGCGACCCCGAAGAGAUCAUGUGGUUUAAAAGAGUGUUUUUGGGCACUUGUGUGGAACCGGUCACCCUCCAUAACUCCAUGUUUAUCCCCACGUUGAUGAAUCAGGGCACUGCUGCCCAGAAAGAGAAAUGGUUGACAGCGUCCUCAGGCCUCCAGAUAAUCGGCACCUACGCCCAGACGGAGAUGGGGCACGGAUCUCACCUGCGAGGCCUGGAGACCACGGCCACGUUUGACCCGCAGACCCAGGAGUUCGUCCUCAACAGCCCCACCGUGACCUCCAUCAAGUGGUGGCCAGGGGGACUUGGAAAGACCUCAAACCACGCCAUCGUCCUGGCCCAGCUGUACACCAAGGGGCAGUGCUAUGGCCUGCACGCCUUCCUUGUGCCACUGCGGGAGAUGGGCACCCACAAGCCCUUGCCAGGCAUCACCGUGGGGGAUAUCGGGCCCAAGUUUGGCUACCACGAGAUGGAUAAUGGCUACCUGAAGAUGGACCGCGUCCGCAUCCCCCGAGAAAACAUGUUGAUGAGAUACGCCCAGGUCAAACCUGACGGCACCUAUGUGAAGCCCGUGAGCAACAAGCUGACCUAUGGGACCAUGGUGUUCAUCCGGUCCAUCCUCGUGGGCGAAGCGGCCCGGGCUCUGUCCAAGGCCUGCACCAUCGCCAUCCGCUACAGCGCGGUGCGCCACCAGUCUGAGAUCCGGCCGGGGGCGGCCGAGCCCCAGAUCCUGGACUACCAGACCCAGCAGUAUCGGCUCUUUCCCCUCCUGGCCACGGCCUACGCGUUCCAGUUUGUGGGGGCUUUCAUGAAGGAGACCUACCACCGUAUCAACGUGGAUAUCAGCCAGGGGGACCUGAGUGAGCUGCCUGAGCUUCAUGCGCUGACCGCUGGCAUCAAGGCUUUCACUACUUGGACGAGCAGUGCCGGCAUCGAGAGCUGUCGCAUGGCCUGCGGGGGCCACGGCUACUCCCAAUGUAGCGGCCUCCCCAACAUCUACGUGAACUUCACCCCAAGCUGCACUUACGAGGGGGAGAAUACGGUCAUGAUGCUGCAGACGGCCAGAUUCCUGAUGAAGAGCUACAACCACGUGCAGUCAGGAAAGUUGGUGGGCGGCAUGGUGGCCUAUCUGAACGACCUGCCCAGUCAGAGGAUCCAGCCGCAGCAGGUGGCCGCCUGGCCUGCGGCCGGGAACCUGAGCAGCCCGCUCGGCCUGGUCGAGGCUUACAAGCUGCGGGCGGCCAGAUUGGUGGAAACCGCAGCCAGAAAUCUCCAAGCGGAGGUCAAGCACCGGAAGAGCAAAGAGGAGGCGUGGAACCUGACCUCCGUGGACCUGGUCAGAGCCAGUGAGGCUCAUUGUCACUACGUGGUGGUGAAGCUCUUUGCUGAAAAGCUGACCCAGGUCACCGACAAGCCCCUCCAGGCAGUCUUGAACAAUCUGUGUCUCCUGUACGCCCUCCACGGGAUCAACGAGAAGGCCGGGGACUUCCUACAGGGGGGCAUCCUGACCGAGGCCCAGGUGAGCCAAGCAAACCAGCACGUGAAGGAGCUGCUGACGGCCCUCCGCCCCGAAGCGGUGGCCCUGGUGGAUGCUUUCGACUUCCAAGAUGCCAUUCUCGGCUCCGUGCUCGGCCGCCACGACGGCCGUGUCUACGAAAACAUGUUCGAGUGGGCCAAGAACUCACCGCUCAACAAGACCGAGGUCCACCCGUCCUUCCACAAGCACCUGAAGCCCCUGCAGUCCAAGCUGUGAAACCGGCCAGGCCUCCCUCCACCUCGGAGCCCCAGAGAGGCGCCUUUAUUCAGCUCCAGUAUGUCGGGCAGCCAGUGACGGAGCACCCUUCGGACCUCUUUCUUUUUCCUUUCCCUUUUUCUUAAUCAAUGAAGAAAAAAAUAGACGUUAGGGAGAUUGACUGGAACACCGGGAAAUGGAUAUCGUUUCGGGGAGGGGCAUGUGGAUGAGUCCUUUCAAGUGCAAUUACUAUCGAAAAAGAUCUUUUUAGCAUUCAGCAAAGCUUUAUAAGUUAGAGAGCCUGACCUCCCUCUGCAAGGCUGCCCCUCCCAGGGGAUCCAGCUUCCCAGGUCACCUAGCAGAAUUUAACUACCGAGUAGUUAGAACAGUAACUUCGAGUAACUUCGACGAAUCAGUGGAUUCGCUCCGAGUUGAAAAACGAUGAGUAUCUUUUAAAAAAACAAGAUGCUUUUUAAAGGAGGGCCUUCUGACACCCUGCCCCCAAACCCCUCCCAGCUGAUGUCAUUGAUCGGCUCCCCACCGACCUUUGCCCCCUUUAGCUGCCGCGGCCCUCCUAUUCCCCCGGCUUUCCCAAAGAGGCGCCUCUCUGUUCACCGCCUGCCUUCCCCACCGCACCUGGCGGCGCUUCUUCAGCUGGGAGGAAUCCUCGGAGGAACGAGUGGAGUUGUCUCUCGGCCUCCCUCCUCCUUGGCCCCCCAACUCCGGGGACCCUGCGAAGUUUUUAGUUGGGGGAGGGGGGUGCUGGAAGCCCCAGGCAGCCCCACCAGUGGGCCACCCCCCAACUCCCAGGAGCUCUCAAAUGCAAAAUCAUCCCUUUCCAUGGCUAUUGAAUUUGCACGUUCAUCUUGUGACAUCAAGGAUGUGACUUUGAACUGGACUUGGUGCUGUUGGUCCUCUGCCUCGCAAGUAUAGAAAUCCCCCCGAGACAAGUCCCACCCCCCCGCGGUUCCAAGAGGUCAAAGAUGAAUCCGACAGACUUGGCCGGAGAGGGCCGGUGGAGCCCCCGGAUGGGCGACGAGGGAGUCGGACCCAGGGCUCUCCUCGUGGGCCGUGGACCGUUAGCUGGGCUCCGCUGCACAGUUGCUGGGGACCCCGGGGAGGGAAGGCUUUCACUCAUUUAAGGCCGAUCAGAGAGGCACAGGGCUUGCAUUUUUGGCUUAUUUCCGAGGAAGAGAAAACAUGGUCUUCCAUAAAAGUCAACCGUCGGAGAAGGGUCUGAGGCGGGGCUCCUUCCCGGUCCUUUCCCAGCUCCAAAUUUCUGGAUGAGGGUCCCCUGCAGACUCGUCGCAGUGCAAGUCUACGACCUGGUCAAACCGACUACAGGAGGCCGGAGUCACCUCUGAAGCUUUUUACUCUAAAUAUUGCACAAAGUAAGCCUGCCCCGGCGGGCAGGAGAGGAAGGCCACCGCCUCAGUUCGGUUGAGAGUCAUUUGGCCCGGAGGUGGAUUCGAAAGUCAAACGGGACUGUCUCUGUGUGAAAUCAGGAGUGAGGCAGAGGGCUGGACCCGACUGCCGAGAUUAGCUUUUUGCAGGAGAGUCUCAAGGUUGAGCUCUUAUCAAGAGAGCGGGAGUGUGAUCAUGGGAGUGUAAUCGCGAUGCGUCAUAGAGACGGGAUUUACCGGGAUUUGCCACAGUCGCCUGGGCCAGCUUUUCGGGUCAGGCAUCUUGGAUGCACAUCUCAGUGGUAGCCAGAGAGAGCUACUCAGCUCAUGCCCACUGAGGGAAAAAACGGCGCUCGGCCGGGGCAAGUUCUGAGGUUGGGCUUUGACUCUUUCUGUAGUUGGGAGAAACACAUCCCGAAGCCUUCCUGUUUGACUUUCCAGAUCUCGAAGGGACCGAUCGGCCACCAUUACUAGGGUGAUAGUCACUCGUUCCCGAUGUUUUAUUCCUCCGGCCCCGGGUAGUCUCGCAGAGAGGCUUCACCACGGACCCAGCCUCAGUUCUUAGUCCCACACCAGAGAGAGCUCGGGUCAGAAAUCCAGCCCGAGAGUUUUUUGGCCGUCCUGGCAGGGGAUGUGUGUCCGUCCCCCUCCGCCCUGAGGCCAGGACCGAGAUGCAGCUUUGGAGUGAGGGUUGGCCACGUCCCUUCUCCCCCCAUGAGGAUGAGAGAGUCCAGGCUCCUUGGUUUCCCAUCCUCCAGGGGCGGGCACAGAGCCACCGCCUUGGGGAGCAGCAGGUCUGCCCUGGGAGGGAGACGGGGAAAGGCCUCCCUGCCGUCCGUCCUUCCGUGGCAGGAACAAACAUUUUUUGCCUUAAGGUGGGUCAGGGUGUGUCCUUGGGGAUUUGAUCUGAUGGAAAAAGUGGGCAGGAGCUAUUUUAAAUACGUACCUUCUCCCCCCACCCUCGGAGUAAAAACUUCCCUCGUGGGUAGCAGCGGUUUGUCAUAAAUCAGUGUGUCUUAAUUUUUUUUUUUACCUGCGGGGACUCUUUAUAAUUUUCUGUAGCCUGAUAGCUGGGCUGCCUAACGCUUUGUUGUAUAAAACAGCGGUGACACUCGCAACUCAAUCAUAGAUGUUCACUGAAGUGAUGGUGCGGACCAGGUAAGAGGUGGUUAUUGUGCUAGCACCCUCUCCGAGCAGGGUGGUGCCACAGGCUUCCCCUGUAUCGUUCUGCGUUCACACUAGAAGAAAAAGCACUUAUGUUUUCUCGAUUACCAAGAGCGGUUCAGCCCUUUGGAACGGCGGGGAACUGGGGAUGCGGUCCAGGACCGACCGUGGCAACCCAAGCCCAUCCCCACCCUUCCCUCCAACGGGCCGCCGGGGCCAGCUGACUACUAACCAAUCUUUGUCCAUGGCAUGGAAUAAUCCUUUAAUAAAAGUUGCAAAUUGGUAUCUAAA
This is a messenger RNA of Ornithorhynchus anatinus (platypus), 4885 nucleotides long. RefSeq names its product acyl-CoA oxidase 1 (gene ACOX1). NCBI's taxonomy places the organism in Eukaryota, Metazoa, Chordata, Mammalia, Monotremata, Ornithorhynchidae. The coding region runs from base 63 to 2048 and encodes 661 amino acids. Gene Ontology annotation, molecular function: FAD binding; fatty acid binding. Gene Ontology annotation, cellular component: peroxisome. The transcript has 14 exons. The record is from RefSeq and is a predicted model, not a curated record. Gene Ontology annotation, biological process: fatty acid beta-oxidation using acyl-CoA oxidase; lipid homeostasis; very long-chain fatty acid metabolic process.